Molecule: messenger RNA, 1788 nt
Organism: Malassezia sympodialis ATCC 42132
Lineage: Eukaryota; Fungi; Basidiomycota; Malasseziomycetes; Malasseziales; Malasseziaceae
Gene: PAN3
Product: PAN-complex poly(A)-binding subunit PAN3
Biological process (GO): mRNA processing; nuclear-transcribed mRNA poly(A) tail shortening
Cellular component (GO): PAN complex; P-body
Molecular function (GO): poly(A) binding
Source: RefSeq, a predicted model, not a curated record
AUGGGCACCGAGGCGCGCGCAGCGCCGGGGCCGGUGGACGGCGCCCCCCCUGCCCGGAAGGAUACCGGGACCUCGCUCUCGAAUGUGCUCUCAAGUUCGAAUGCCUCGCUGGCGACGAUCUCGUUCCAGCCUCGCUCUACGCCAUCGCUGCAGGCGCGGGUCGCCGAGGCGCCCGUCUUUGUGCCGCGCAGUGCCGGCGCGGGCCCGUCGGCGGGCAUGCGCGUGCAUACGCCGCCGGCGGACGUGCCGAGUCGUGUGCCGCCCGCGUCGGCGCCGGCGGGCGACGCGCCGUUCGUGCCGUACUACUCGUACGAGCGCGACGAGCGCGCCGUGCGGCAGCCGCUGCAGUACCACCUGUGUGCGCCGCCGCUCCCCCACGUCAGCAAUAUGCACCCCGCGCACAUCGCGACGAUGGCGUUCUUCAUGGACCCGACGCUGCACGAGGAGCUGCACCGCAAGCAGGAGGCGCUGUAUGCGACGGGCGCGCCGCCUGAGCCAGGCACCGCGACGCCGCUGCCGAGCGCGCUGCACGUGUACCACAGCCUCGUGCCGCUCGAGCGCGGCGACGCGCCGCCGCCGCACCCGCUCCUUGACCCGCGCUUCGCGCAUGGCUCGCAGCACGCGCUUACCGGCGCGUCGGGCGACCCGAGUCGCGUGUUCGGCUACCGCACGUACGCGUACAAGGCGACGUGUGCGCUCGACGGCAAGUGCUACGUGCUGCGCCGCCUCGAGGGCGUGCCGAUCGCGCAGCCGCAGGCGCUCGCGAGCGUCGAGCGCUGGCGCAAGAUCCGGCACCCCAGCCUCGUGGCGGUGCGCGAGGCGUUCACGACGCACGCGUUCGGCGACCACUCGCUCGUGUUUGUGUACGACUACCACCCCCUCGCUACGACGCUCUACAUGGAGCACAUGACCGUCAAGCCGCUGCAGCCGGACCGCCGCACCGGGCGCCUGCAGCCCGUGUCGGCGCAUGUGCCGGAGCGCGUGCUGUGGACGUAUGCGUGCCAGCUCGCGGGCCUCCUGCGCGACGUGCACGCCGCGGGCCUCGCGGCGCAGUGCCUCGAGCCGAGCAAGGUGCUGCGCACGGCGCACCACCGCGUGCGCCUCGGCGGCUGUGCGAUCUUCGAUGUCCUGCAGCACCACGCGCAGGCCCCGGCCGAUGCGCAGGCGGCGCUCGUGCAGCGGCAGCGCGACGAUCUGCGCGCGCUGGGGCGCCUGCUGCUGUGCACCGCAUGCAACAACGUCGCGGCCGCGCACACCGAGGACGCGAGCCUCGCGACGGUGCGCGGCAAGUACAGCGCCGAGUGGCACCUCUUCCUCGAGCAGCUGCUCGCGCCCGAGGCGCUCGCGAGCGCGGACGCCGUGCUGCACGCGCUGGCGCCGCACCUCGCGGAGGCGCUUGGCGCGUCGUUCCACUACUCGGACCUCCUGGAGGCCGCCCUCAUGCGCGAGCUCGAGAACGGGCGCUUGGUGCGCCUGCUGUGCAAGCUGAACGCCAUCCACGAGCGCCCCGAGUGGGAGGGCGACGCGCAGUGGGCCGAGACGGGCGAGCGCUACGUGCUCCGGCUGUUCCGCGACCUGGUGUUCCACGCGGUCGACGAGCACGGCCGCCCCGCGCUCGAUCUCAGCCACACGCUCGUGCACCUCAACAAGCUCGAUGCGGGCGCCGACGAGAAGAUCAUGCUUACGAGCCGCGACGAGCGGAACUGCGUCGUGGUCAGCUACGCGGACCUCAAGAAGCAGGUGGAGGCCGUGUGGGCCGAGCUCCGACAGGGACCCCGUCAGCCAUAG